Messenger RNA from Vitis riparia (riverbank grape), 619 nucleotides. RefSeq lists its product as uncharacterized. The transcript has a single exon. The record is from RefSeq and is a predicted model, not a curated record. Gene Ontology annotation, molecular function: calcium ion binding. Lineage: Eukaryota; Viridiplantae; Streptophyta; Magnoliopsida; Vitales; Vitaceae. The coding region runs from base 40 to 459 and encodes 139 amino acids.
GCCAAAAUUCCCACACCCCACCAGCAACACACACAAAAAAUGGGAGUGGUGAUAAUUGACGGAUCCACGGUGCGAGACUUCGUUGGCAACGACGCCUUGUUCAAUAAGAGCGUCGACGACCGCUUCUCUGCCCUUGACCUCAACGGCGACGGCGUCCUCUCCCGCUCCGAGCUCCGCAAGGCCUUCGAGACCUUUAGGCUCUUGGAGGCCCACUUCGGCGUCGACGUCGUCACUCCUCCUGAGCAGCUCACCCAGCUCUACGACUCCAUUUUCGAUAAAUUCGACUGCGACCACAGCGACACCGUCGAUCUGGAGGAGUUCCGAUCUGAGAUGAAGAAGAUCAUGCUCGCUAUUGCUGAUGGUUUGGGUUCCUGCCCCAUUCAGAUGGCUCUCGAGGACGAUGAUCAGAAUUUCCUCAAGAAGGCUGCGGAUUUCGAGGCCUCUAAGACUUCUUCCUGAACAACCACCCACCCUCAUAUCCUACCUCAUCUUUGCUGCUGUAAUUUAGGGUUCCUUUCCCUUUAUUUUGUAAUCAAAACCUUUUGAUGAGGCUGUCUCAAUGUCAAAAAUCCAUUUCCUCCCACCGUCGAUCUUAUCUUAGUUAAUUUUCACCGCUUAA